UGGUCGGACCCGUCGGUUUCCGGUGGGAGCCGCUGCCGUCUGUGAGGCCGAGGCGGGGCGGGGGCGCUGAGGGCCCGGCGGAGCCGCCCGCGCCAGCUGAUCCUGAGAUCGACGCUUCUCACUCAGUAGUCCUAAGCUGUUGUAGCUGUCUCUGUGCCAGCAAUGGCAACUUCCAGCAGCAGCAGCAGUGAGGAGGAGCGCAGUCUUCGGGAAUGUGAACUUUAUGUCCAAAAACACAACAUCCAGCAGCUUUUGAAGGAUUGCAUUGUGCAGCUGUGCACAGUGAGACCUGACCGACCCAUGGGAUUCCUCAGAGAAUAUUUUGAAAGAUUGGAGAAGGAGGAAACAAAACAGUUGUUAAACCAACAGAAGUCUGGUUCACGCUCAGACUCACGGGAGGAUGAAAUCUCUCCUCCUCCUCCUAUGAACCCUGUGGUCAAGGGUCGAAGAAGACGUGGGGCCAUCAGUGCAGAAGUCUAUACAGAGGAGGAUGCUGCAUCUUAUGUUAGAAAGGUUAUUCCAAAAGAUUAUAAAACUAUGGCUGCAUUGGCAAAAGCUAUUGAGAAGAAUGUGCUGUUUGCCCAUCUUGAUGAUAAUGAGAGAAGUGACAUCUUUGAUGCAAUGUUCCCCGUCACUUACAUUGCAGGCGAGACUGUCAUACAGCAAGGUGAUGAAGGUGAUAACUUCUAUGUUGUUGAUCAAGGAGAAAUGGAUGUUUAUGUGAACAAUGAGUGGGCAACCAGUGUUGGUGAAGGUGGAAGCUUUGGAGAGCUUGCCCUUAUAUAUGGAACUCCUCGUGCAGCAACUGUCAAAGCGAAGACAAAUGUGAAGUUGUGGGGCAUUGACAGAGAUAGCUACAGAAGGAUCUUGAUGGGGAGUACUUUAAGAAAGAGAAAGAUGUAUGAGGAAUUCCUUAGUAAAGUGUCUAUAUUGGAAUCUCUGGACAAGUGGGAGCGCCUUACUGUAGCUGAUGCAUUAGAACCGGUACAGUUUGAGGAUGGGCAAAAGAUUGUGGUCCAGGGAGAGCCAGGAGAUGAGUUCUUCAUUAUCUUGGAGGGCACAGCUGCAGUGUUACAACGUCGAUCAGAAAAUGAAGAAUUUGUUGAAGUGGGAAGACUGGCACCUUCUGAUUAUUUUGGUGAAAUAGCUCUGUUGAUGAACCGUCCCCGUGCUGCCACAGUUGUUGCUCGUGGCCUGUUGAAAUGUGUAAAGCUUGAUCGACCCCGAUUUGAACGUGUCCUGGGUCCGUGCUCAGAUAUUCUCAAGCGAAACAUCCAGCAGUACAACAGUUUUGUAUCGCUGUCUGUCUGAAGCCUUCCUCCCUCUCAGCAACAUGCUUCACGAACGCAGACUGCUUUAUUACCCUUGUGCAGAGCCACAUGGCCACUGGCAUUUGCAGCUUUCUGUCUGUUUAAAAAAAAAAAAAAAAGCUUUUCAUAGUACUAUUUUUAAUUUAGAGCAUAUUAGUUCUGUGCUCUCUGUCCCAUUAAAUACAUAGGAAAAAGUUCUAUGGACAUGUUUGCUGUUACAGCUUCUCUCUGUGCAACUGUGUCCAACUCGGGCAAAUACAGCAAACACAGCCUUGCUUUACUGAAGGAGAGAUCUCCAGGCACUGUGCCAAUUGCCAUAGAAUAAGGAGGUAAAAGGGUGUGGGGGGGAAUUUCAAGGUGUUUCUUAAAUCAUUGGACAGACUUUAAGGCUGUAGUCCUAACCUGCUGUAUUUCUUUCCAAAUGAGAAUUGCCCAUGUAACUGAGCUUCUUGGGGCUUGGGGUUUUCUUUAUAAUUUUCUGGGUACUGUAAUCCUGGGUUCAAUCGUGAGGCAUCAGCUGCUAAGAAAGCCACAGUUGGAAUUUAACAGUUUAAUUGUUCCUGUGUUUGCUGGUUUAAGGUUGCUUAUGUUGUCAAGUGUAAAUCAAAGCUUUCAAGGUUAAUAGUUCCGGUGAACUACUGCAGUUGUUACUUAAUUUGCUGAUUUGCCGCAACUGAUUCUUUCCUUGUUCUUUCUUCAGUGAUAGAUUGCCCUGAACUUCCUGUUCAAAGUGGCAAGAACCAAAUGUUCCAUACAAUCCCUAACUUUGGGCUCAAGUACAUGGGCAUAGGGAUGGUGCAGCCGCCAGGUGUUAGUCAUGCACAGGUACUACACUGGUGCAGAAAUUGGAAGCAAACUUCUCAUUUCCCUUGCGUGCUUUGUAUUCCCCAGUUGACUUUUUUUUUUUUUAAAUGCUCAUCAGUUCACGUGUCCCUUUGAUUCCAGGGAAAUUUAAACUUUGAAGUAUUGAUGGGCAGCAUUAGUUGCAGGGUGCUGGCCCAUAGAGAUGCCAUUAUGCUUAGUGGAGACUGCAAGGCAGGAAACGUGCCUCGCUUUAAUGUUUUAAUUUUCCUGCAACACUCAUUUUAACUAUGUUUGUUUUUAAAGCAACUCAUAAUUUUAAAAAAGGAUAAUUAGGAGUCUAGUUUAAAUACAAAAGGCUUAUUCUCUUUCCAUACUUACCCGAUUGACACGACGCAUUUCAUACACUUUUUUUUUCCUCCCAAGUUCAAUAUGUUGUGGAGUCUUAAACGUAUUUCAGUAUUUUCCAGCUUUGUGUUGCAUCGUUCUGUGUGCACCAAUACUUCCCAGAGGUUUGUACUGAAUUCCACGGUUCAAUAAUGGUAGGCAAUUUUUAAGGUUUCGUUUAACCUGUAAUUUAUAUCCAGUAGUGUAGGUUUGUAUUUGGGAGUGACAGCAAGCGGUUUUGCGUUUAUGGGGCAACUGCUUCUCAAGAUGGAGCCCUCAUUUAAUUUCCUUUCCGAGAUGAUAUGGAUUCAAAUCCAACAGGCUUUCUCCCAGGCGUGUCAAGAAGAGCCUGCUAAUUGAUGCAAAGUAAUUUUGAGGGUGUCGGGCUUUUACAAAAGGGUAUUUCCAAACCUGAAAUCCCAGUGGUGGGAUUUAAACGCUCAUGGUUUGAGUUCUGUCUUCACAAGAAAUUGAGAAGACUGCUUCUGCCGGAGUCCUUAAGGAGUAAGCAAAUGCUACUUUUAUUUUUUAAUUUUUUUUUGUAAAACUGUUUUCUUCAGUUUUGGAUCUAUCCAGGUUUUUCCUUCAUUCUGUGUUCAUGUUACUUUAAAGCACCAAAAACUGUGUAAACUAGUUAGAGCUCCACACAAAAGUGCACAUUUUUUUAUAUAAGGCUUUCUAAUCAAGUUUCACUACUGCAUCUUUUUAGCUUGCUGUUUACUCCCUUUUGUAGUUUUACCUACAAGAUUUUAAGAUAAAUCAGCUAAGUCUGAGUUAAAUAUUAAUCACAGUUGUAGCUUUACCUUUGUGUGCAAUUUAAAUAUGUUUGAAACCACAAUUGGCAUAGUUUUGCCUUAGUUAACAUUUGGGGCUUUAGAAGUAAUUUUUGCUAGUCCACCUUUAGCGAAUUUAUAAAGUCUAUUGCCCUAGAAAGCUAUAGUCAACCAGAGGACCAUUUUUGUAUUGUUACCUGACUAUAUAAGUCUGAUUUACUGUAUGUGCUAAUAUAUUAUAUUAUAUUCCUUUUGUUAUAGAUUGUCCUAAUGGCAGGUAAAGCAAUAAAAUGAUUUAAAUUCUUAAAUGCAA
Messenger RNA from Phasianus colchicus (ring-necked pheasant), 3584 nucleotides. It is a transcript of the gene PRKAR1A, whose product is annotated as protein kinase cAMP-dependent type I regulatory subunit alpha. Lineage: Eukaryota; Metazoa; Chordata; Aves; Galliformes; Phasianidae. Gene Ontology annotation, molecular function: protein kinase A catalytic subunit binding; cAMP-dependent protein kinase inhibitor activity; cAMP binding. The record is from RefSeq and is a predicted model, not a curated record. Gene Ontology annotation, biological process: negative regulation of cAMP-dependent protein kinase activity. Gene Ontology annotation, cellular component: cytosol; cAMP-dependent protein kinase complex.